This is a messenger RNA of Ilex paraguariensis (yerba mate), 2788 nucleotides long. The record is from the annotation of a GenBank genome assembly. NCBI's taxonomy places the organism in Eukaryota, Viridiplantae, Streptophyta, Magnoliopsida, Aquifoliales, Aquifoliaceae.
CACGCGUGCCAAACCCUAGCCUUCGCAUGCUCCGCACAUACCACCGACUCUCUCUCUCUCUCCUCCGCCGGAGCCUCGCCGGAAAACCGAAGCUUGAAAAACACGUAAGUUCUCUCUCCGUCAUUUGUUUCUCUCUCCAGUUUCCUCAUCUCAUUCAUCUCCGGUCACCCAACUCCGGCCAAUUUGCCGGAAUAUUCUCUCUCCCGCCGCGAAACGACGUCAUGUAGAUCUGUGCUUUUCUAGGCCAGUGAUGAUGAUUUUAGGUGUUUGUGAAGGUGUUAGAGAGCUUGAAACGACGUCUUGGAAUAUAUUUGCGUAUUUUAGCUGUGAUUGAAGCAAUAAAUUGGGGUAGACCGAGAAAAUAAGGAAGCAGUCGUUGGAACAUGGAGAAUUUCAACUGUUAUUGGUCUCAUAAACGUAAAAGACUCUAAACUGAGGCGUGUGUUUAAGCUGAUAUCGUGAUGGAAGAACGAUAUGAUAUGAUAAUCACAGUUGUAAUAGUUCGGGAUUGGUAAAAGAAAACAGAAAGGGGAAAUAUGGCCACUGAGAUGCAGAAAUUUGGAACGAGUGAAGAAGACGAUGAAGACACGGGGAUGGAUGUGAAAGAAGAAGACGAUGAGGAUGAUGAUGAUGAAGAUACGAACAUUGCGACCCAGGCUAUGGUAGGUGUUGAUGGGGGACUUGCAUCUACCAGCAUCAAUAAUCAGUUUCAGCAUCACCAGCAAUUUCAAGAGCAACAAACUCCCCAGGGAGUGGCUCGAAGGUGUAGACCAUUGGAAGAAAAGGAAAGAACAAAGCUGCGAGAGCGGCAGCGAAGGGCUAUUACUGCAAAGAUCUUGGCUGGGCUUCGCAGGCAUGGGAACUAUAAUCUUAGAGUUAGAGCUGAUAUCAAUGAUGUGAUUGCAGCUUUAGCAAGGGAAGCCGGUUGGGUUGUUCUUCCUGAUGGAACCACUUUUCCUUCCAGAUCACAGGGCACAAGACCUGCUAGUGGCACAUCUACUUCAGCGAUGCCUUCAUCAUCUUCACAUUUGCCACUGCAGCAAACCUCGCCUGCUUCAUUGAGGGCAUGCCCUUCUGGAUAUCAAGGUACAGUGGAGUAUAAUGCAGAUCAUAUGAAAGGUGGCUUUGUGCCUGCUUCAUCCCCUUAUAAUGUAUCCUCAAGCACUAGAUCUCAUACUUCAGCAAUGGUCGGACAAGGAGAUGUCCGGAAUGAUGCUCUUCUUGGGGGCUCCAUGAAUUCUGUUGACAACAACCAGGUUGUUGACAUAUCCACAAAGUUACAGGAGCAUAAUUUUGCCGGCACCCCUUAUGUUCCUGUUUACGUGAUGUUACCGUUGGGUGUCAUCAAUAUGAAGUGUGAACUUGUUGAUCCAGAUGGUCUGCUAAAGCAACUAAGAGUCCUGAAAUCGAUAAACAUUGAUGGUGUUAUGGUUGAUUGCUGGUGGGGCAUAGUUGAAGCACAUGCUCCGCAGGACUAUAACUGGAAUGGCUACAAGAGAUUGUUUCAAAUGGUUCGGGAGCUUAAGCUCAAGUUACAGGUUGUCAUGUCCUUUCAUGAGUGUGGAGGCAAUGUCGGCGAUGAUGUUUGUAUUCCACUGCCCCAUUGGGUAGCAGAAAUUGGUCGGAGCAAUCCUGAUAUAUUUUUCACUGAUAGAGCUGGAAGACGUAAUCCAGAAUGUCUCUCCUGGGGAAUUGACAAAGAACGUGUUUUAAGAGGACGGACUGCUGUAGAGGUUUACUUUGACUGCAUGAGAAGCUUUCGAGUUGAAUUUGACGAGUUCUUUGAAGAUGGUAUCUUCUCUAUGAUAGAACUUGGACUUGGUCCAUGUGGGGAGCUACGAUACCCAUCUAAUCCUGUAAAGCAUGGUUGGAGAUAUCCUGGUGUUGGUGAAUUUCAGUGUUAUGAUCAGUAUUUGUUGAAAAGCCUCAGGAAGGCAGCUGAAACAAGGGGGCACACCUUUUGGGCACUGGGUCCUGAUAAUGUGGGUUCCUAUAAUUCCAGGCCACACGAAACUGGAUUUUUUUGUGAUGGAGGUGAUUAUGAUGGCUAUUAUGGCCGGUUCUUCCUUAAUUGGUACUCUCAUGCUUUGUUGGAUCAUGGUGAUCGGGUGCUUUCUCUGGCCAAGUUAGCAUUUGAAGGCACUUGCAUUGCUGUAAAGCUAUCAGGUAUUCACUGGUGGUACAAGACUGCCAGCCAUGCUGCUGAAUUAACUGCUGGGUUUUACAACCCGUGCAACCGAGAUGGUUAUGCGGCAAUUAUGGCAAUGUUGAAGAAGCAUGGGGCUGCCUUAAAUUUCACGUGUGUUGAAUUAAACAGGUUAGACCAGCAUGUAGACUUCUCAGAGGCCCUCACCGAUCCCGAGGGAUUAACCUGGCAAGUGCUGAAUGCUGCAUGGGAUGUUAGCAUACCAGUUGCCAGUGAAAAUGCUCUUCCCUAUCACCAUAGGGAAGACUACAAUAGGAUAUUGGAAAGAGCCAAACCAUCGAAUGACCUAGACGGAAGGCAUUUUUCUGCUUUUACCUACCUUAGGCUCAGCCCACUUCUCAUGGAAAGACACAACUUAAUGGAGUUUGAACGAUUUGUCAAGCGAAUGCACGGGGAAGCAGUUCUUGAUGUCCAGGCAUAGUUUGAAGAAAGUAGGGAUAUCCAACAUUGUGUAUUAUUUAAGUCUUGCCUACAAAAAGGUGGGGACUCACCCUUGGUAUUUUCUUUAUACACCCAUUGUAAAUGAAAUGCAUAAUGUAAAUCAGACAAUUAUUCCUGUACUUUUUUUUUUUUUUUGGGGGG